This is a messenger RNA of Colletotrichum higginsianum IMI 349063, 2856 nucleotides long. RefSeq names its product Fungal specific transcription factor domain-containing protein. The transcript is spliced from 4 exons. Gene Ontology annotation, molecular function: zinc ion binding; DNA-binding transcription factor activity, RNA polymerase II-specific; DNA binding. Bases 1 to 2856 code for a protein of 951 amino acids. Gene Ontology annotation, biological process: DNA-templated transcription; regulation of DNA-templated transcription. NCBI's taxonomy places the organism in Eukaryota, Fungi, Ascomycota, Sordariomycetes, Glomerellales, Glomerellaceae. The record is from RefSeq and is a predicted model, not a curated record.
AUGACGACCGAAACGACCACUGCGCCAGCCCUCGAGGCCGCCGCCGCCGACUCGGCCACCGAUCUAUCGGCCCUGACGACCGUGAUGACGGCGACCGCGGAUGAGCCGGCGUCGACAGAUCAACAUGACCAUCAUGACCACCACGAUCACCACGAACACCACGAUGACUCCAACGACACCUCGUCCGAUCAGGAGCCGAGCAAGAAGCGCUCCUCGUCUGUCGCCGACCUGAAAGACGGUGCGCCCCCGGCCAAGGUGACGAAGCGCAGAGCCGCUCGCGCCUGCGUGAGCUGUCGCGCGCGCAAAGUCCGCUGCGACGUCGUCGAAGGCGCGCCCUGCGGCAACUGCAGAUGGGACAAUGUCGAGUGCGUUGUCCAAGAGAGCCGCCGACGAAAGAAAAACCUCUUGACUGCCAGCACGGCGGUGCACCCAGGAGCCGAGGCACAAUUACGCUCCAAGGGCACGAAUCCAGUCAACAUUCACAGCAGCGCGGAGCUGCGCCGACCUAGCAAUGCCUCGGUGGCUUCGGUCAACGGAUCAGUUGCAACGAAUCCCGUCCCGGUCACUUGCAUGCCUCUAGGCACGACAACACCAGCCAUUGGCGCUGGAGCUGCAGCUGUGUCUGGAAUUGGCCCAGGCGUCCUCGGGGGCCUUUCGGUUCCCGGCGGUUCUUCAGACGGCCUUGAGGGCCACGUUCCUCAUAUGCUAUACCAACGAUCGGGUUACCGUCAUGACAGCGCUGCACUGCUCACCAAGCUGCAAUCGGCCGCGGCCGCAGCGUCAGCAGACAGCAACUCUCGUCGCCUCCUGUCGAACCUCCUGGCCCAGGCCUCCCUCUUUGGCGGCAUGGCCAGCGGCGACGGCCGAACAAGUCAAUUUCUCGCCUCCCUCGAGGAGCCCGACCUCCACGCUCAGCUCCCACCCUUUGUGAAACCGCUGCCUGCCAAGAUCGCCCAGGAAGAUGUCACCUACCUCCAUGCCAAGGGGGCCCUGACUCUGCCCACGCUGCCGCUGCAGAAUGCCCUCCUGCAGGCCUACAUCGAAUUCGUUCAUCCCUAUAUGCCGCUGCUCGAGCUGUACGACUUUCUGGCCGUCAUCAACGCCCAGGACGGGCUAUGCGGCCAGAUCAGUCUGUUCCUUUAUCAGGCCGUCAUGUUCGCCGCCACUGCCUUUGUCGACAUGAAGGUUCUCCGCGAGGCCGGCUACCCCACGCGCAAGGCCGCCAGGAAGGCCUUCUUCCAGAAGACGAGGCUACUGUACGACUUUGACUACGAGUCGGAUCGCCUCGUCCUCGUUCAGGCCCUCCUGUUGAUGACGUACUGGUACGAGACACCCGACGACCAAAAAGACACAUGGCAUUGGAUGGGUGUCGCCAUCUCUCUGGCCCACACCAUUGGCCUGCACCGUGAUCCGGCCGCCACGAGCAUGCCGGUGCGGAAGCAGAAGCUAUGGAAGCGCAUCUGGUGGUCGUGUUUCAUGCGCGAUCGCUUGAUUGCCCUGGGCAUGCGCCGGCCCACCCGCAUCAAGGACGAGGACUUCGAUGUGCCGAUGCUGCAGGAGUCCGAUUUUGAGUUGGAGGUUCUGCCCGAGGAGAACAAGGUCGUCCCUGCCGAGUCCAUGCUGCUUCGGGAUGUCUCGAUGCAGCGGGAGCUGGCAGCCCUGUGUAUCUCCAAAGCCCAGCUCUGCAUCUGCAUCAGCCACAUGCUCAAGGCGCAGUACUCAGUCCUGAUUCGGGACAAGAUGCGCCCGGAGAACACGGUCAACAGCACCAUGAUGCUGUUCCCCAACAAGAAGCUCGACAACGUCGAGAGCGUGACCUCGGUUGACCUGGAACUCAUGGCCUGGGCCGACACCCUGCCGGCCAUUUGCCAGUAUCGCCCCCUAACGCCGCUGGACGUCAAGAACGGGCGAUCGACCGUCGCUGUCCAGCGCACGCUGUUGCACAUGGUCUACUACACCACCAUCUCGGCGCUGCACCGGCCUCAGUUCCUACCGUCAUCCCCCAUCCAUGCGCCAACGACCUCGCGGCAGGUGCAGGAGAUGUCCCGCCUGAGGGUCCGCGACGCCGCCAUGCAUGUCACCCGGAUGGCGGCUGAGCUACACCAGUUGCGUCUGGAGAGAUUUCUCCCCACCACUGGCGUCACGGUCAUCCUGCCGGCCAUGAUCAUCCAUCUUCUGGAAAUGAAGAAUCCUGUGUCGCAGUCGAGAGACCGCGCCACCCGCGGCUUCCGCCAGUGCAUGCGCGUCAUGGAGAAGCUGCGCGAGAUUUAUGCCGCCGCCGACUACGCCACGGGUUUCCUGGAUGCGGCCCUGCGCAAGGCCGCCAUCGACAUCAACCUUCAACAGACUGCUGCGCCCAUGACGCAGCAGAACCUCAAGCUCGCUGAGCCGACGUUCGGCGCGCAGACGCCCCCGCCCGACAAUAUGCCGUACAUGACGAGCGGUGAGGCUCUCUUCGCCCACAAACCGAACCCGCAGCGCGACUUUCUGCCGCAGACCAUCAACGCCGCGGCGCUCGACCUGUCGGCCACGAGCCCGCCGCAAACGGAGAAGGACCACGAGUCGGCACUUGGCGGCAUGACGCCGAGCGCGAGUGGCAGCUCCGAGGAGCCCGGCCCGCUUGACCUCGAGUUUUUGCAGACGCAAGAAGAGAUUGACUGGAACGCCAUGACUGGGACCGAGUUUGACGUUGAUCAGUGGCUGCAGUUCCCGCCUGAAGGUGUCAACAACACGGAUGAGGGGUUCAUGACGAACGUGUUUGGCGAGGAAAGCAUGAGCGACGCCAUGAAAUGGGCGGCGACCGGAACUGUUCAGAAUGAGGGUGAAGGCGCCGCUAAAAUCGCCACCCUCGCCUAA